Molecule: messenger RNA, 2165 nt
Organism: Haliotis rubra (blacklip abalone)
Lineage: Eukaryota; Metazoa; Mollusca; Gastropoda; Lepetellida; Haliotidae
Product: short-chain dehydrogenase/reductase family 42E member 1-like
Exons: 11
Coding region: 199-1467 (422 amino acids)
Biological process (GO): steroid biosynthetic process
Molecular function (GO): 3-beta-hydroxy-Delta5-steroid dehydrogenase (NAD+) activity
Source: RefSeq, a predicted model, not a curated record
AAUGAUCAAAUAUCCAACAAAAGCGAAGUAUAGUAUAGUUUUAUAGAAUAAACUAGUCUAAGUUUUGGGGGUGACGUGCAGAUUUGCAAUUGCGACAACCAGAAUUUAUCUAAGUUCCUGUUUUGGCGGGAAGGCGUGAUCAGCUGUUCGAAGACAAUUCAUCCGCUGAAUAUUGUGAUAUACAACGUGUUUGUGACAAUGAAAACUCGCAGUUCAGCAAGCAAGGCAGAUGAGAUUCACUUCAUUACUGGAGGUGGAGGCUAUCCUGGGUAUAGUCUUGGCAAGAAGUUGACAGAAGAGGGACAUAGAGUCAAAUUGUUUGACAUUCGGGAACCAGUAUGGGAUUUAUUGACUGGAAUGGAGUUUAUUAAGGGGGACAUCCGUGAUGCGUCUGCUGUACGUUCAGCUGUAGAGGGAGUGGAUGUUGUGUACCACAUGGCAUCGUACGGCAUGUCGGGCAGGGAACAGCUGAACAAGAAGCUCAUCCAGGAAGUAAACAUUGGAGGAACUGAGAAUGUUUUGAAAGCCUGCCAUGACUGCAAUGUGACAAGACUGGUGUAUACCAGCACCUACAACGUCGUCUUCGGUGGGCAGGAGAUCCGGGAUGGAGACGAGAGUCUGCCCUAUCUCACGGAGGACAAGUUCACAGAAUAUUAUUCACUGACGAAGAUGCAUUCUGAGAAGAAGGUUCUUGGCGCCAGUGGAUCCCAGACAGCAGAUGGCAGUGUGUUGUAUACAUGUGCUCUCAGACUGGCUGGUGUAUACGGACCAGGAGAGCAGAGACAUAUACCUCGGAUUGUGUCCUAUCUGGAGCAGGGUCUGGUGGCCGUCACCUACGGUGCCAAGGAUUCCCUGGUGGACUUCCUCCAUGUGGACAAUCUGGUCCAGGCCCACAUGCUGGCCGGCCGUGGACUAUCUGAGAACAAGGGCCACAUAGCUGCCGGCCAAGCUUACUUCAUCUGUGAUGACAAACCAAUCAACAACUUCCAGUUCUUCAGACCCCUGAUCGAGGGUCUAGGGCUACCGGUACCCCACUGUGAACCUUCCACUCACUCCUGUGUUUUAUUUUCUGUUAUGUGUGGUGUGUGUCCUUUGUGGAAAUAUCUUGGCAUGAUGACAGGGUCGCUUCCAGACAUGUCUGUUUUCUGUGUUGCAGCUUUCAUAACAGAAAUUGUCCAUUCUGUCAUUGGUCGUCGCAUCUACAACUUCCAGCCCUUGCUGACUAGGACAGAGGUGUACAAGACAGGAGUGACCCACACGUUCAGCAUCGCGAAGGCACACAGCCAGCUGGGGUACAGCCCCACCGUGCAGAACGACAUGACAGAGGUGGUGCGGUACUACCAGAAGAUGGGGCGUGUCUACCACAAGCCUCGGACAUCAGGGCUGCGAUACAGUAUCGAGAACAUCAUCAUCGGUCUACUCAUUGCGUGUCUAAUUAUGUCUUUAUUACCAACUGUCUUUAAUUAGUUUUACAUGCCAGUAUUAUUUAGUAUAAAAUCCAUAUAUUUUUAACAUUUUUAUCUGUCAAUAAUUUAAUAGAUAAGUACAAAUGUUCCAACAUGGUGUAGAAAUAUUCUCCUUUUGAUACAGACUGGUUUAAAAGAACUUCGGCUUCACUGACAUUUGACCUUGAAACAUGAAGUAUUGUACCUCUCAUUGUCAGUUUAUAUAUACUUAUUAUAACAACAGUUCCAGUAGAAAUGUCUAUGACAAAUGGUAAACCAGAGAAUGGUUUAGUCUCAGAAAUGAUCUUUUUUAAGUGUUUUUUUAACUUUUAUUCUGUAAUACAUAGUUCCCAGAGAAUCUCUGACAAGCUCAGUAUUUUUUUUAAAGGUUUUAACAACUUUUCUGGGGUUCUUAAAGGCACAAGCUAAACCUGACAAGCAUUAUAUAGUGGCAUUUCUAGUUGUUCAUGAAUUGUGUCUUUUUUCUUAUUUUGUAUCUCAAAUUUUUUCAGCUUUUGAAUCACUAACCCUACAGUAAGUUAUGUUCACUGCUUAGAAGUUGACCUUGACAUCACUACCUCAUGCAGUUUUACCAAUUUUUCUAUGUAGAUAUAUAUAGGUCUAUAAGUCUUGGUGUGCUGAGUUGCAUCCUUUAUUGUCAUGCCAGGAUCAGCAGAAUGUUGUGAUACAACCAAAAUACUUUUUAAAGGAGCAAUAAUC